Trematosphaeria pertusa is the source of this 1134-nucleotide messenger RNA. RefSeq lists its product as uncharacterized. The record is from RefSeq and is a predicted model, not a curated record. NCBI's taxonomy places the organism in Eukaryota, Fungi, Ascomycota, Dothideomycetes, Pleosporales, Trematosphaeriaceae. Bases 1 to 1134 code for a protein of 377 amino acids. The transcript has 3 exons.
AUGUCCGACUCUAAUGAGGUAACCGCGCCCAUCUUCGGUCCAACAAUGACCAGUCUGGACGAAUUCCUCGAGUUCCGUGACCUCGCCGAAGCCGUCGCCUCCUAUGCCUCCUACGCGGCAACCCGCACCACCUACAUCGAGCCCUUCCCCUUCCUCUCUCUGCCGCCCGAGAUCCGCUGCCAAAUCAUCCACCAAUACCUGCAUCUCGAGCGGGAAGCAGGCGGCAUGGCCAAGUGCCUGCACUACGACGAGUGGCGCAACGCCUGCUGCGUGUGGUACUGGCCGACCAACCUGAUAAUCUGCGACCGGCACGCAGCGACGGAGCUGCCGCCGCCGCAGUUCCCGCCGUGGCUGCCGAGCUUGGCGUACGGCUGCAAGCAGAUGCUCGGCGAGGUGGGCGUGGAGAUGCUGAAGACGACGGCGCGGUUUGAGUUCAAGUACGUGUGGUACCGCGAGUUCCGGAUCGUGCCGUGGUUCAUGCGGUUCCUGGCGAGCAUUCCGGCGAACGAGGGGUUCGAGGCGAUUCGCGAGGUCAAUUUCCCUCACGGCAGGUAUCCCUUCUUUCCUGUUUCUGAGACACUGCUGAUGGACAGCAGCGCACUGCUCAUAAUGCGCUGCCCUAACUUGCGCAAUGUGGGCUUCACGUUCCACGCGGAGAAGAUGACGAUGAAGGAUCCUGAGAAUACGUGGGACCGUGUUCAUCGGCCACUCGAGGCGGUCAUCGAGUACUAUCAGCUGCGGCCGAUGCUGGAGUGCAAGCGGUUGAAGCACAUAUACUUCGAAGGCAUCUUGCCGCGCUACUCGUCGUCCUAUCCCUCGCAGCCGUUGAAGACACUUGAGGACUUGGGGAAUUGGCUCGUGGAUGCGUUCGAGGAGAAGGGGCGGGAGGUUGGUGGUGUGGAGGUGGAGUAUCACGAGCGGAAUGGGUACUAUGUCGGCCGUAGGAAGGGUCGGAUGUUGAAGGGCUUCAAGGCUCCAAAGGCCGAAGAAGAGGCACGUGCUCAGGCCCCCAAAGUCGUCGAGGCCGAGGUUGAGGCUAUCGACAGCGACGACAUCGUCAACCAUACGCCUGUUGUUAGCUAUAACCCGUACGACCUCGACUGGAGCACCGACGAGGAUGACGACUACUGGUAG